AUGGCCGACAAACAGCCGGUGAUCAUCGUUGGCGCCGGCCUCGCCGGCCUGGUCGCGGCCUUCGAGCUAUCCCAGCAAAACGUUCCCACGCUCGUCCUCGACCAAGAAAACGCGGCCAACCUCGGCGGCCAAGCCUUCUGGUCGCUCGGCGGACUGUUCUGCGUCGACUCGACAGAGCAGCGGCGCGCGGGCAUCCGCGACACCCGCGAGCUGGCGAUGCGCGACUGGUUCGGGUCGGCGCGGUUCGAUCGCGAGAAGGAGGACUACUGGCCGCGUAAAUGGGCCGAGGCGUUUGUGCAUUUCGCUACGGACGAGAUGGAGAAGUACGUCAAGGCCCGCGGGCUUGGGUUCAUGCCGAAUGUUGGGUGGGCGGAGCGUGGGGAUGGACGCGCGGAUGGGCAUGGGAACUCGGUACCUAGGUUCCAUAUGACGUGGGGUACGGGCCCGGAGGUGGUGCGGGUGUUUGCAGAACCGGUGAAAGAGGCGGAGAAGAAGGGGAUUGUUGAGUUUCGGCAUCGGCACAUGGUGGACGAGGUGAUUGUGGACGACAAGACGGGGCGGGCGGUAGGUGUCAAGGGCCGGCUGCUGGAGGAGGACGAUGCCCCGCGCGGCGUCAAGUCGUCGCGGAAGGUGGUGGAGGAGUUUGAGAUUCGUGGUGCGGCCGUGCUGGUGUCGUCGGGCGGGAUCGGCGGGAACGUCGAGAAAGUCAAGGCGUGCUGGCCAGUCGACCGGUUGGGCGGCCAUGUGCCGAAGAACUUUGUCAUUGGCGUGCCGGCGCACGUCGACGGCCGCAUGAUCGACAUCUCGGAGACUGCGGGAGCACACAUCAUCAACCGCGACCGCAUGUGGCACUACACCGAGGGGCUGGCGAACUGGAACCCGAUCUGGCCGGGCCACGGGAUUCGCGUGCUCCCGGCCCCAUCGUCGCUCUGGCUGGACGCUACGGGCAAGCGACUCCCUCCGUUUCUGUUCCCCGGCUGCGACACGUUGGCGACGCUGCAGCACAUCUGCCGCACGGGCUACGACUACACCUGGUUCAUUACGACGCAGUCCAUCGUGGCGCGUGAGUUUGCGCUGUCCGGCUCGGAGCAGAACCCAGACAUCACAAGCAAAUCCAUCUGGCAAGUCCUCAAGCAGCGCAUCUUCAGCUCCAAGGGCACCAUCCCCGUGCAGAACUUUGUCCAGCACGGCGCCGACUUCGUCGUCCGCGACAACCUGGAGGACCUCGUCAAGGGUAUGAACGAGCUGAUCGCAUCCGUACCCGGCGCUCCCCAACUCGACCUCGCCGCGAUCCGCAACGUCAUCGAGACCCGCGACGGGCAGUUCGCCAACACCUUCUCCAAGGACGCGCAGGCCAUGCUGAUCCACAGCGCGCGCACCUACUGGUCGGACCGCCGCAGCCGCAUCGCAGCGCCACAUCGGCUGCUGGACACGGCGAACCACGGCCCGUUGAUUGCUGUGCGCAUGAACCUGCUGACGCGCAAGACGCUGGGGGGCAUUGAGACGAAUCUGGAUAGUGCUGCUAUGCGGGAGGAUGGAAGUGUGUUCCCCGGAUUGUAUGCUGCGGGCGAGGCGGCUGGGUUUGGGGGUGGGGGUGUGCAUGGGUAUAGUUCGUUGGAGGGGACCUUCUUGGGGGGGUGUAUCUUUUCUGGGCGGGCAGCUGGCAGGGCGAUCGCCGCGGAGGUGUUGCGUGGUGAUGAGGGAGUGUAA
Molecule: messenger RNA, 1710 nt
Organism: Dichotomopilus funicola
Lineage: Eukaryota; Fungi; Ascomycota; Sordariomycetes; Sordariales; Chaetomiaceae
Product: FAD binding domain-containing protein
Exons: 1
Coding region: 1-1710 (569 amino acids)
Molecular function (GO): oxidoreductase activity, acting on the CH-CH group of donors
Source: RefSeq, a predicted model, not a curated record